Messenger RNA from Didymosphaeria variabile, 522 nucleotides. RefSeq lists its product as uncharacterized. Bases 1 to 522 code for a protein of 173 amino acids. The record is from RefSeq and is a predicted model, not a curated record. The transcript has 2 exons. NCBI's taxonomy places the organism in Eukaryota, Fungi, Ascomycota, Dothideomycetes, Pleosporales, Didymosphaeriaceae.
AUGGCUUUGCCUUUUCUAUUCCUCAAGUUCAAGGACAUGUAUUCGGAUGCAAAGGGCACGAACGCCAUCCAGCUACACACAAGCCGUCCAAAUCUACACGCUCCGAGCAUAGGAGACGAUUACGUAGGCCAUAUCACCCUAGAGUCGUACGACACCAAGCUAUGUGCUGCCAAUUGCAGAGAAGUCAGAGUGCCAUCCAUCGAUAUCUUCUUCAAGCGCGGCUCAACUGUCACAUUAGGCAAUGACUGCGGCAAUCCAGCGUCUACAGCCUUGAUCAAGUGCACGUUUCAGUCGACCUCUGAGGCUGAGGCCAAAGCGAAUAAUGAGGGCUCUACUGACCACCGCUUCCACCGCAUCAUAGCCGGUUCGAACGUGUGUUUCAAUCCAAGAGCUAUCGAUCUUAUAACAGAACAUUGUCCAUCGACCGGACCGGAGCAGUCAUUUGAGUAUCGCGAAUUUCUCAUUGCUAUGGACAAGAUGGGCUUCGGGAAGAGUAUUGAUAUUGGUACUAUAGCAUACUAG